Thalassophryne amazonica is the source of this 1029-nucleotide messenger RNA. Its product is annotated as gastrula zinc finger protein XlCGF8.2DB-like. The transcript has a single exon. Gene Ontology annotation, molecular function: RNA polymerase II cis-regulatory region sequence-specific DNA binding; DNA-binding transcription factor activity. Lineage: Eukaryota; Metazoa; Chordata; Actinopteri; Batrachoidiformes; Batrachoididae. Gene Ontology annotation, biological process: regulation of transcription by RNA polymerase II. The record is from RefSeq and is a predicted model, not a curated record. The annotation marks the transcript as partial.
CUGGAAACAGACUGGAGAACUUCAGUCAAAUUUAACUGUCGAAAAAAUAUCAAUAUUGUUAGUUCAAGCAACACUGAUGAGAAACAAUUCAAAGGCUCUGAAUAUGUAAAAGCAUCUGGUCAUAUUAACAAUUCAGAGCAACAAAAGGAGAGGCAAGCAGGAAGAAAACAACUUAGCUGUUCUGAUCAGAGUAAAAGACAGAAACAGAAGGGCACUCUGAACAAACACAUUAGAAUUCAGGCAGGACAAAAAGCAUUUGUCUGUUCUGAGUGUGGUCGAAGAUAUGUACGAAAGAGCCACCUGAACAGACACAUGAUGAUUCAUUCAGGACAAAAACCAUAUGUCUGUUCUGAGUGUGGUAAAAGAUUUGGACAAAAGAACAGCCUGAACAAACACAUGAUAAUUCAUACAGGACAAAAAGCAUUUGUCUGUUCUGAGUGUGGUAAAAGAUUUGGACUAAAAAGCAACCUGAACACACACAUGAUAAUUCAUACAGGACAAAAAGCAUUUGUCUGUUCUGAGUGUGGUAAAAGAUUUGGGCGAACGAAUAGCCUGAACCAACACAUGAUAAUUCAUACAGGCCAAAAACCAUUUGUCUGUUCUGAGUGUGGCAAAAGAUUUGGACGAAAGAACAGCCUGAACGAACACAUGAAAAUUCAUACAGGCCAAAAACCAUUUGUCUGUUCUGAGUGUGGCAAAAGAUUUGGACGAAAGAACAGCCUGAAUGAACACAUGAAAAGUCAUACAGAACAAAAACCAUUUGUCUGUUCUGAAUGUGGUCGAAGAUUUGGACAAAACAGCCAGCUGAAAAUACACAUGAUAAUUCAUACAGGACAAAAAGCAUUUGUCUGUUCCGAGUGUGGUAAAAGAUUUCGACGAAAGAACGGCCUGAACGAACACAUGAUAAUUCACACAGGACAAAAACUAUUUGUCUGUUCUGAAUGUGGUCGAAGAUUUGGACAAAAGAGCACCCUGAAAAUACACAUGAUAAUUCAUACAGGACAAACACCAUUUGUCUGUUCUCAGUGU